AUGGAGAAGAUUGUGAAUUUAUCCAUUUCGGUGCUGCUGGUUUUAUGGGGGUGCGCGCUUGGAGGCUCGCCCAGUGUUCAGAUCGGGGGACUGUUUCCAAGGGGCGCGGACCAAGAGUACAGCGCGUUUCGGAUAGGAAUGGUUCAGUUUGGCACUUCUGAAUUCAGAUUGACGCCUCACAUCGACAAUCUGGAAGUGGCGAACAGUUUCGCCGUCACCAAUUGUUGCCUGACCACGCUGCAGGUCGUCCUGGACACGGCGGCGGAGAAGAAGUGGCAGGUGACGGCCAUCAACGUGGGGAACCUGAAAGACGAGAGGAAGGACGAGGCGUACCGCUCGCUGUUCCAGGACCUGGAGAACAAGAAGGAGCGGAGGGUGAUCCUGGACUGUGAGCAGGACAAAGUCAAAGACAUCAUGGACCAGGUCAUCACAAUCGGCAGACACGUGAAAGGCUACCACUACAUUAUAGCCAAUCUGGGCUUCGUUGACGGAGAUCUGUCCAAGAUCCAGUACGGUGGGGCCAACGUGUCGGGCUUCCAGAUCGUGGACUUCGACGAUCCUCUGGUGUCCAAGUUUGACCAGAGGUGGGAAGCCCUGGAGGAGAAGGAGUAUCCUGGUGCCGACAAUAAAAUAAGGUACACGUCUGCGUUGACCUACGACGCCGUGCAGGUGAUGACGGAGGCGUUCCGCUACCUGCACAAGCAGCGCAUCGACUUCACCAGGAGGGCCAACAAUGGCGACUGCCUGGCCAACCCUGCUGUGCCCUGGGCUCAGGGUGUGGAGAUCGAGCGAGCACUGAAACAGGUCCGUGUGGAAGGUCUCACAGGAAACAUCCAGUUCGACCAACAUGGCAAGAGAGUCAACUACUCGGUGAACGUGAUGGAACUGAAGACCAACGGCCCGGUGAAGAUUGGAUACUGGAAUGAAGUGGACAGGAUGGCUGUGACCAAAAGUGACGUGUUUGCCAACGAAUCGACAGGAAUGGAAAACAAAACAGUCAUCGUCACCACCAUUUUGGAAGCUCCGUAUGUGAUGCUGAAAAAGAACUCUGACCUUUUCGUGGACAACGACCGCUACGAGGGCUACUGUGUUGAUCUGGCCGCCGAGAUAGCAAAACACUGCGGCUUCAAAUAUCAGCUGAAAAUCGUGAGUGAUGGGAAAUACGGAGCCAGAGAUGCAGAGACUAAAAUCUGGAACGGGAUGGUGGGAGAGUUGGUGUACGGGAAAGCAGACAUUGCCGUGGCUCCUCUCACCAUCACGCUGGUGCGAGAGGAGGUGAUCGACUUCUCCAAGCCCUUCAUGUCCCUGGGAAUCUCCAUCAUGAUCAAGAAGCCUCAAAAAUCCAAACCGGGAGUCUUCUCCUUCCUGGAUCCGCUCGCCUACGAGAUCUGGAUGUGCAUCGUGUUCGCCUACAUCGGCGUCAGCGUCGUGCUGUUCCUCGUCAGCCGCUUCAGCCCGUACGAGUGGCACACCGAGGAGUACGAGGACGGGCAAAUCCAGACCAACGAGUCGACCAACGAGUUCGGCAUAUUCAACAGCCUGUGGUUCUCCCUCGGAGCCUUCAUGCGUCAAGGCUGUGACAUCUCCCCGAGAUCUCUGUCUGGGCGUAUUGUCGGUGGCGUGUGGUGGUUCUUCACUUUGAUCAUCAUCUCCUCCUACACGGCCAACCUGGCUGCUUUCCUGACAGUCGAGCGGAUGGUGUCUCCCAUUGAAAGUGCAGAGGACCUGGCCAAACAGAGCGAGAUAGCGUACGGCACCUUGGACUCCGGCUCCACCAAAGAGUUUUUUAGGCGCUCCAAAAUCGCCCUCUUUGACAAAAUGUGGACGUACAUGCGCAGCGCGGAGCCCUCUGUGUUUGUGAAAACCACAGCAGAGGGCGUUGUGAGAGUCCGCAAGUCCAAGGGCAAGUACGCCUACCUGCUGGAGUCCACCAUGAACGAGUACAUCGAGCAGCGGAAGCCGUGCGACACCAUGAAGGUGGGAGGCAACCUGGACUCCAAAGGCUACGGGAUCGCCACGCCGAAAGGAUCCUCAUUAAGAACACCAGUAAACCUUGCGGUAUUGAAACUCAGUGAGCAAGGCGUCUUAGACAAGCUGAAAAACAAAUGGUGGUACGAUAAGGGUGAAUGUGGAGCCAAGGACUCUGGAAGUAAGGAGAAGACCAGCGCCCUCAGCCUGAGCAACGUGGCUGGGGUCUUCUACAUUCUGGUCGGAGGACUCGGCUUGGCCAUGCUGGUGGCCUUGAUCGAGUUCUGUUACAAGUCCCGAGCCGAGGCGAAACGAAUGAAGAUGACCUUCGGGGACGCCAUGAGGAACAAAGCGAGACUUUCCGUCACUGGGAGUACUGGGGAGAAUGGUCGGGUGAUGACUCCAGAGUUUCCUAAAGCUGUCCACUCCGUCCCUUACUCGAGACCUGACAUGGGACUGAACGUCAGCCUGACAGAUCUGUCCUGA
Pleuronectes platessa (European plaice) is the source of this 2454-nucleotide messenger RNA. RefSeq names its product glutamate receptor, ionotropic, AMPA 2b (gene gria2b). Gene Ontology annotation, molecular function: transmitter-gated monoatomic ion channel activity involved in regulation of postsynaptic membrane potential; AMPA glutamate receptor activity. Lineage: Eukaryota; Metazoa; Chordata; Actinopteri; Pleuronectiformes; Pleuronectidae. Gene Ontology annotation, cellular component: postsynaptic membrane; plasma membrane; AMPA glutamate receptor complex. The coding region runs from base 1 to 2454 and encodes 817 amino acids. The transcript is spliced from 15 exons. Gene Ontology annotation, biological process: monoatomic ion transport; synaptic transmission, glutamatergic; modulation of chemical synaptic transmission. The record is from RefSeq and is a predicted model, not a curated record.